Molecule: messenger RNA, 3188 nt
Organism: Chaetomium strumarium
Lineage: Eukaryota; Fungi; Ascomycota; Sordariomycetes; Sordariales; Chaetomiaceae
Exons: 4
Coding region: 222-2996 (924 amino acids)
Biological process (GO): fungal-type cell wall biogenesis; intracellular signal transduction; peptidyl-serine phosphorylation
Molecular function (GO): diacylglycerol-dependent serine/threonine kinase activity; ATP binding
Source: RefSeq, a predicted model, not a curated record
AUCCCUCGCUGACGACAUCUCGCAAACACUCAUCCGUGCCCGCGACUUGCGCGACCGGUAUUGCUUGCACCGGGCACGCGGACAGCCCAUCCCAGACUCGGCGAGAAACGGGCGGAACAAACAGAAUCCUGUCUCGCUGAUAUUCAGAUUGCUGUAACAUCCUCAACUACCCCGCUCCGAAUAUUCCCUUGCGCGUCCCCCGCGCAGCACAGCAGUUCGUCAUGGACGACGACCAGAAGAUCUUGGAUAUUUCCAAGAAGAUCGAGCGCGAGAAGGCGCUUAUCAAUGCCGCAAAUCAUAUGCGGCAGAAAACGGACAAUGAGGCCGUCCGCUCCAAGCUCGACACCCAGAUGCGGGAGGGACGCAGAAACCUCGAGUUCUUUGAGGACAGGCUCCGCGAGCUGCAGAUGCGCCGUCUGGGCCAUUCGGUAGACAACAUGUCUCUAGGAGGCUCUACCCUGGGCGGGCCGGACCAGGGAGGAGACGAGGGCGGCCCCCCGGCACCACCUCCGAAGGAGUCGUCUGGCUAUGGGCAAUUUGGCCAGGGCGACCUGAUGCCCCCUCGCGGGCCGUACGCAGCGCCGCCGUCGAUGCCGAAGGCUCGGCCGAAUUUCACCAAACUCGACUUGAUCAAGUUCGACACGCCAUAUCUCGGUCCCCGGAUUCAGCUCAUGCUCUCCCAGAUCCAGUUUAAGCUCAAUGUGGAAGAACAGUACCUCAAAGGCAUCGAAAAGAUGGUGCAGCUCUAUCAGAUGGAGGGCGACAAGAAGAGCAAAGCCGACGCUGCCGCCCGGAGGAUUGAGAGUAGCCAGAAGAUUGUGCUACUGAAGCAGGCCCUGAAGAGAUACGAGGAGCUACACAUCGAUAUGGACGCAGAUUCCCCAGAUGACGAUUCGAUCAACAUGCCGAACUUGAGGAAACCGCUGACGGGUCAGCUUGCUAUUCGUAUCCUGGCGGUCAAAGACGUGGACCAUUCGCCCACAGGCCGCUUUUCUCGUGCUCCGGAGACGUUCGUGACGAUCAAAGUGGAGGAUAACAUUGUGGCAAGAACGAGAGCAUCGCGGAGCGACAGAUGGGAGGCUGAGCUCCAUAACAUCUUUGUCGACAAGGCGAACGAGGUGGAGCUGACGGUCUACGACAAGCCGGGGGAACAUGCACUGCCCAUUGGCUUGCUCUGGGUGAGACUAUCCGACAUCGUCGAAGAGCUCCGUCGGAAGAGGAUCGAGGCCGAAAUGAACACGACCGGUUGGGUAUCAGCAGACCGCAUGGGUUCUGCAUCGCGGAUGCCUCCGCCGCAGUUCCCCAUGGGUGCCCAGAGCCCCCAGUUCGCUGGACCGCCGACAUCUCCGGGGCCACAGCAAGGGGGGCCAGCAUUUACACCGCAGCCACCAGCUCAGGUCCCUGUUGUGUCUCAGCCGAUUGACGCGUGGUUCAACCUGGAGCCGACGGGACAGAUCCAGCUCAGUCUCAACUUCGUGAAGGAGAAUAAGGUCCCCCGGCCGAUGGACGCUGGUCUCAACCGUAAAGGUGCCGUCCGCCAGCGCAAGGAAGAGGUCCACGAGAUGUAUGGUCACAAGUUCGUCCAGCGUCAGUUCUACAACAUCAUGCGUUGCGCUCUCUGCGGCGACUUCCUCAAGUACUCGGCUGGCAUGCAGUGCGAUGACUGCAAGUAUACCUGCCACACCAAAUGCUACACGAGCGUCGUCACCAAGUGCAUUAGCAAGAGCAACGCCGAGACGGAUCCUGACGAGGAGAAGAUCAACCACCGGAUUCCUCAUCGCUUCCAGCCCUUCUCCAACCUCACGGCCAACUGGUGCUGCCACUGCGGUUAUAUGCUUCCAAUUGGCAAGAAGAACUCGAGGAGAUGCGUCGAAUGCACUCUUACUGCUCACGCCCAGUGCGUGCAUUUUAUACCAGACUUCUGCGGAAUGUCUAUGGCAGUGGCGAACCAAAUUCUCGAAGGUAUCCGGUCGACAAAGAAGACACGGCAAGAAAAGGCGACGUCUCUCAGCGAGCGGACUUUGCGACAAGGAAGUAAGGGGACGGCUGGUAGUGGCCAGUCAGGUGUCUCUUAUUCGCCCUCAUCGCAAAUGUCCCAGGUGACUUCGCCUGAGGCGACCGAAGCCGCCAAACUCAUGUACAACCAGACAUCACCGCCGCGAACUACUAGUUCCGACCGGAUGUCAACGACGUCGCCUACUGCGUCGGCCGCGGCAGCUGCGGCCAUGAGACCUUCCACCCCGGGUCAGCAACAGGCCAGCCAGAUUCCGGAUUUCGGUCCCGGGCAUUAUGGUACUGCCGGAUCCUACGGGCGCCCAACAUCGCAGGAGGAGAACCCGUAUGGCGCAUCACCGCAACAACAGCAGCCGUAUGGUCAGCCCCAACAACGCAAGUACAACCCGGCGGACUAUGCAAACAUCGGAGUGUACCCCGGCCAGCCGCCGGUCCAGGCGCGCCCUCAACAACAGACUCCCCAACAGCAGCAAUAUAUGCAGCAGCAGCAGCAGUACUACCAGCAGCAGCAGCCGCAACCGCAGGCGGUCGCAGCGCCCAAGCCGCAGGCCGCGCCUGCUCAAGCAGAACCGCAGGCGGUCGGUCCCUCCGGUGUUCCUAUCCCCGCUAAGAAGCCGAUGCCUUCGGCAACAGAUCCCGGCACUGGUCAACGGAUCGGCCUGGAUCACUUCAAUUUCCUGGCUGUGCUGGGCAAGGGCAACUUUGGCAAGGUCAUGUUGGCCGAGACGAAGCGGACUCGUAAGCUGUACGCUAUCAAGGUGCUCAAGAAGGAGUUCAUCAUCGAGAAUGAUGAGGUCGAAAGCAUCAAGUCGGAGAAGCGCGUCUUCCUGAUCGCUAACCGGGAACGUCACCCCUUCUUAACCACCCUGCAUGCCUGCUUCCAGACCGAGACGAGAGUCUACUUCGUCAUGGAGUACAUCAGUGGCGGUGACUUGAUGCUGCACAUUCAACGGGGACAAUUUGGCACCAAGCGGGCGCAGUAAGUUUCUGUUGUUGCUGCGCAAAUACCAGACGCGGUAGGACGUUCCUGACGUGGUGGUAGGUUUUACGCUGCCGAGGUCUGCUUGGCGCUCAAGUAUUUCCAUGAGAACGGCGUCAUCUACCGUGACUUGAAGCUCGACAACAUCCUGCUGACGCUCGACGGGCACAUCAAGAUCGCCGACUACGGUCUUUGC